Blepharisma stoltei is the source of this 887-nucleotide messenger RNA. NCBI's taxonomy places the organism in Eukaryota, Ciliophora, Heterotrichea, Heterotrichida, Blepharismidae. The record is from the annotation of a GenBank genome assembly.
AUGGGAGCAUGCUGCAGUAAUACUCAAAGGGACCCUCCAGUAUUUAUUAUAUAGCCAGCUCCAUCUCUUCUACUUAUAUGUGAUGAAACAAAUUUUGUGAACAGUCCUAAAGACAGUUUAAGAAUCUCCCAUUAUGAAGGGCCGGUUGUCCCGUACAAAUUAAGCCAGUUGACUCCAGGCCCAUCAAUAGAAGAAGUUGAUGAAAUCGAUAUAAGCGAAAUUUCUUCAGCAACUCUCGCGACAGAACCUACUAAAACAAAAAUCUAGCUCCCCAGUAAUAAGAAAAUUCUUGGCUAUUCGUGAGGAUUUUAGCGCAAAACUGUUAAAUAGAAAAUUUUAUUUGAGUAGAUUGCUAUUUGAGGGUUUUUCAGAAAAUGUCAAAAAUGCAUAUUUUUUGGGCAUUAAACCUCCAGUAGUAAACAAAUUUCGAUUAUCAAAUAAAAUUUACUAUAUGAAAAUUUUGUGCUAACUCCCCCCUCCGUGAGUGAACAAAAUUUUUUUGUUCACUAACGGAGGGGGGUUAAUUUUUUUUUUUUUAAAAAAUUUAUAUAGGAAUUUUGUUUUUAUUAUUUUUUUUUCAUCUUUUAAAAAAAACUCACUUCUAUAAAAUUGGAAAGCAAAUAUUAAUUUAAUUUGUAAAAAAUUUAUGUUUUAAAACGCAAUUUGUUUAAAAUUUAAACAGAAUUAGCUCGAGAUUUCAUUAUACUAAUUAUCACUUAUAUAACAAAAAUUUUUUCCAUAAAACAUGUUUCCAUUAAAAAAAUUUUGUUCGCUCACGGUUUUGGGCAAAAAAAUAGGGAUUUUUCUAAUGGUUUUGUUCACUCACGGAGGGGGGGAUAGCACUCUCAUGAAUAAGCAAAAGUUUUGCUAAUUAAUGGGGAGGGAAA